AUGCCGGAUAAGAAAGUCAAUCGGGCUGCAAAGAUUCUAAUGGAAAUUAAAAACAACAGAUCAACCAAUCUUGGCGAAAGGUUAGAGGAAUCACGAGCUAUCAAUAGUCCUGAAACGAUUAACCCCUGUAGCGAGGAAAAAAGAGCUUGUUUCCGCAGAGAAGAAGCUCUAAGGUACACACAACCUAACAAGGCUUUCUCAUAUACCGCUGUGGAUGGUAAGAAGGUUGUUGUCGCUCCACUGAAAAAGCGUGGAGGUAAACUAUUCAAAAGGAUUUGUCAUUACGAUAUUCUUAAGAGGAAUAAACCACCUUUUUUCACUCUCCAUUGUUUGGUAAGAGAUGCAGCGGCUAGAUUGCCCGGAGGAGUUGGGACUAGAGACGAUGUUUGUGUUUUGGCCAGGGACUCACAAUUCAUCGUUGAGGACAUCUCCGAUUCACAACUUCGCAAAGCUGUAAAGAGAGGGUUGGACCGUCUGCGAUAUGAAGAAGAUCCAUGGGUAAAAUAUGAGAAGGAAAGGCAUCAGUGGACUUAUCUACAUGGAGAUAGAAAGGUAGAAGAUUUUGAAGAUGAUUCAAUAUGA
Messenger RNA from Solanum pennellii, 582 nucleotides. Its product is annotated as nuclear factor related to kappa-B-binding protein-like. The record is from RefSeq and is a predicted model, not a curated record. The coding region runs from base 1 to 582 and encodes 193 amino acids. The transcript has a single exon. Lineage: Eukaryota; Viridiplantae; Streptophyta; Magnoliopsida; Solanales; Solanaceae. Gene Ontology annotation, cellular component: Ino80 complex.